Molecule: messenger RNA, 1095 nt
Organism: Pochonia chlamydosporia 170
Lineage: Eukaryota; Fungi; Ascomycota; Sordariomycetes; Hypocreales; Clavicipitaceae
Product: 2-Hydroxy-4-oxobutane-1
Exons: 1
Coding region: 1-1095 (364 amino acids)
Biological process (GO): secondary metabolic process
Cellular component (GO): cytoplasm; cytosol
Molecular function (GO): hydrolase activity; carboxy-lyase activity
Source: RefSeq, a predicted model, not a curated record
AUGGCUCAACAGCCCGUAGGACCAAUUACAACCUCCGGCCCCGGAAACAUCUACCUCCGCCCCGAACUCAAAAACAUCAAAAUCAUAGGCGUAGAAGAACACGUCCUAUUCCCAGACAUCACAAAAGACAUCCCCAACUCCGGAGCAGCCGGCCACGCCAAAGCAACAUUAGCCAAGCUCCUCGACCACGAGGCCCUCGUGUACGCUCGCGGACGUACCACCGACGUUGCCUACCAAAGACUCCAAGACAUGGACGAAGGAGGCAUCGCCAUGCAAGUUCUCAGUUUUGGAAGCGCAGUGAACACAACUCAUGCAGACGCGGAAACAGGUCUCCGAAUGGCCCGCCAGAUCAACGACCGAUUAAAGCAAGCUGUUGAUGCGAAUCCCACACGUUUUCGAGCUUUGGCGGAACUACCGGCCCAUGAGCCGCAACUAGCUGUUCAAGAACUGCGACGCUGCGUCAAUGAGCUGGGCUUUGUGGGCGCCAUGAUUGCGGGAUCUAUCGGCGGGACAGGCAAAUUCCUCGACAGCCCUGAAUAUGAUCCGCUACUGGCUGAGUUUGAAGCACUCGAUGUGCCGCUCUACUUGCAUCCUGGAAUUACGCCAGAGGCAGUUCAAUCUGUGUACUAUGACAUUCCUGGAAAACCAGCCGCUUCAGCUGCCAUGGGAGCAAUGGCGUGGGGAUGGCACAACGAAGUGGCCAUUCAUGUUCUCCGACUCGCUGUGUCUGGAGCCCUGGAGAAGCAUCCCGGUCUGAAGAUUGUAGUUGGCCAUCAGGGUGAAAUGAUGCCCAUGAUGAUGCAGCGGUUUGACGGGACGCUGGACCUCAAGACGACGGGGUUAAAGAGGAGUGUUGGCGAGACGUUGCGUGGGCAAGUCUGGGUGGCAAUCUCGGGCAUGUUUUCUCUGCCGGUGACGCAGAUUGCCAUUCAGACCUGGGGCGUGGAUAGGGUUCUUUUUGCGAAUGAUUAUCCGUUUGUGGAUGCGCAGAGGGUGCCGGACUUUGUGAGGGCUUUGAAUGAUGUUGUUGGGCCGAGUGAUAUGAAGAAGAUAUUGCAGACGAAUACGGAGAUGUUAUUUAAAUUUAGGGCUUGA